Messenger RNA from Micromonas pusilla CCMP1545, 903 nucleotides. RefSeq lists its product as uncharacterized. Gene Ontology annotation, biological process: protein phosphorylation; positive regulation of transcription by RNA polymerase II. Gene Ontology annotation, cellular component: transcription factor TFIIH holo complex; cytoplasm; transcription factor TFIIK complex. Lineage: Eukaryota; Viridiplantae; Chlorophyta; Mamiellophyceae; Mamiellales; Mamiellaceae. The transcript has a single exon. The record is from RefSeq and is a predicted model, not a curated record. Gene Ontology annotation, molecular function: RNA polymerase II CTD heptapeptide repeat kinase activity; ATP binding; cyclin-dependent protein serine/threonine kinase activity. The annotation marks the transcript as partial.
GAGCGCUACAUCAAGGGCGCGGUCCUCGGCGAGGGCACGUUCGGGGUCGUGACCAAGGCGGAGGACACGCUGACGCGCCGGCACGUCGCGAUCAAAAAGAUCCGCCUGGGGAAAUACAAGGAGGGCGUCAACUUCACCGCGAUUCGCGAGAUCAAGCUGCUCAUGGAGCUGCGACACCCGCACGUCAUCGAGCUCGUGGACGUGUUCCCGCACAAGCGCAACUUAAACCUCGUGUUCGAGAUGUGCGAGAGCGACCUCGAGGCGGUCGUGAAGGACAAGUUCCUGCCCUUGGGCACCCCGGAGGUGAAGUCGUAUGUGAAGAUGACGCUCGAGGCGGUGGCGUACUGCCACGCCUCGUGGGUCCUUCAUCGCGACUUGAAGCCGAACAACCUUCUGAUCGCGCCGAACGGCGCGCUCAAGCUCGCGGAUUUCGGUCUCGCGCGCGUGUUCGGGUCGCCGAACCGACGCUUCACCCAUCAGGUGUUCGCGCGGUGGUACCGAGCGCCCGAGCUGCUGUUGGGGUCGAAGGCGUACGGUCCCGGGGUCGACAUGUGGGCGAUCGGAUGCGUGUUCGCGGAGCUCAUGCUGCGCAAGCCAUACUUCCCCGGGAGCUCGGACAUCGACCAGCUCGGGAGGAUAUACGCCGGUCUCGGGACGCCGACGGAGGAGAAUUGGCCGGGGCAUAAGAACAUGCCGGAUUACGUGGAAUUUUCGCACGGCGUCGCGCCGCCGCUCAGACAGCUGUUCACGACCGCGCCGCCGGAGGCCUUAGACCUCCUGCAGAAACUCCUCGCGUUCGACCCGAACAAGCGACUGAGCGCCGCGGACGCGCUGAAGCACGCGUACUUCAGCUCGCGGCCGUUCGCGACGCCCUUCCCGGACCUCCCGCGUCCGACGCAAAAG